CAUCGCUCGAGCCAUAACAAUUAUCGAGACGACACUAACAAGAAAUAUCUAUAGUGCUAUUCACAAUGGAUCCUUUCAGUAUCACAGCUGGUGUCAUUGGUAUCACUAGCGCCGCCACAACUAGCAUCGUGCAAUUGCGCAGCCUCAUCGACAGUCUCUCAGAGGCUAAAGAUGAAGUCGCAGACAUCACCACUAGCCUAACUAACAUAGAGCGCCCACUAGCUGCGCUUGAACGACUCAGCAUUUCAGAUGGGGCUACUUUAAACGCUUUUAAGGAGGACAUGUGUAAAGUUGGUGUCGCCGAAGCGGUCAACAGCUGCGGUGAUGCCUGCAAAAGGUUUCAAAAGGAUCUAACAAAGUGGACGAAGCAUUCCAGCGCGACGAAGCUCUCUCUUCGGGACCGCUUUUCCGUUGGUGUUUGGAACAAGGAAAAGAUCCGUACGUUUCGCACACAGCUACAGUGGUGCGAGACUACUUUGCAUUUUGCUGUUACAAGCACGCAGCUUAUGAUUCAGUUACGAUCUGAGAAAGCGUCUGAAGCCGAUCGUGAAAGUGUGAGGAACCAAUUGCAGACUCUCGAGACAAGAAUCAAGGAACACAUCGACCUCACCAAACAUCAGCAAGACGAAGCUCAGGAGAGAAAGCGCGAGCUAGAAGAGGAGCCUGAGGACGAGGAAGAUGGGGGUGCUGGUCGACUAUUAGCUAUCCAGGAGGUUGAAAAGCAAUCACGCUUACUCGAGGCCGAGCAGGUGUCUUCCGGAACGGUCUUCUCGCAGGUACAAUCCAAACGGAGUGGCCAGGAUAUUAGAAACAUUAUCACUUCAGCCAACUCCAGGACAUAUGUGGGAAUGCCAGCGAGCGUAGUAGGAAAAAUCAACCAGCGCAUCUCAGAAGUCAGAACUGAUGGAGGCUCAACAGCUUUUGUGGGUAUAUUUUAG
Messenger RNA from Bipolaris sorokiniana ND90Pr, 938 nucleotides. RefSeq lists its product as uncharacterized. Bases 66 to 938 code for a protein of 290 amino acids. The transcript has 2 exons. Lineage: Eukaryota; Fungi; Ascomycota; Dothideomycetes; Pleosporales; Pleosporaceae. The record is from RefSeq and is a predicted model, not a curated record.